Siniperca chuatsi (mandarin fish) is the source of this 3981-nucleotide messenger RNA. It is a transcript of the gene rcvrna, whose product is annotated as recoverin a. The coding region runs from base 244 to 855 and encodes 203 amino acids. The record is from RefSeq and is a predicted model, not a curated record. Gene Ontology annotation, molecular function: calcium ion binding. The transcript is spliced from 3 exons. NCBI's taxonomy places the organism in Eukaryota, Metazoa, Chordata, Actinopteri, Centrarchiformes, Sinipercidae.
UUAUACCUCCAGUAUUUAACUGUGUCUUCAAAAAGGUGUGACGUGGUUAUCCCCUUAAUCUUCAAGACAGCUGUCUGGAUUUAGGUAGUGAUGACCAUAAUCCCGUUUGGCACCUUGAGGGGUGAACACGAAGCAGAGAAACUCGAACGAGUGCUGCAGAGGUUUGAACCCCAAACACAGGAAAGCAAGAGGGCCGAGAGACAAGAGGAAGAAGUUUCACCUUUGUGAAAGUCAGUUUGCAGGAUGGGGAAUACUAAGAGCAGCGCUUUGUCGAAGGAGCUCCUGGAAGAUCUGAAAUCCAACACGAAAUACUCCGAGGCCGAGCUCUGCACCUGGUACCAGUCCUUCCUGAAGGAGUGUCCCAGCGGGAAGAUCAGCAAGGAGCAGUUUGAAGGCAUCUACGCCAGUUUCUUCCCAAACGCGGACCCCACAGAGUACGCACGGCACGUGUUCAGGAGCUUUGACACCAACGCAGAUGGCACUUUGGACUUUAAGGAGUACAUUGUCGCUCUGCAUCUCACGUCCGGGGGAAAGACUCUGCAGAAGCUGGAGUGGGCCUUCGCCCUGUACGACGUGGACGGGAAUGGAACCAUCAGCAAUAAUGAAAUCCUAGAGAUUGUUAGGUCAAUAUUCAACAUGAUUCCUGCUGAUGACCAGAAGAACCUCCCCGAGGAUGAAAACACGCCGGAGAAGAGGGCUGAAAAAAUCUGGGAAUUCUUCGGGAAGAAGGAGAACGAUAAAAUCUCAGAGGGAGAAUUCAUUCAGGGUGUGAUGGACAACAAGGACAUCCUGCGGUUGAUACAAUAUGAUGAGCCUCAGAAAAUUAAAGACAAGCUGAAAGAGAAGAAGCAAUAGUAUAUAUGGGCUUAAAAAGGGGCAGAAAAAGCCCCCCUCAUGUGGUUUAAGACUGUUUACAUUCUAACAUCAUCUGGCUGCUUGUGCACCUUUCUCUGUUUUGUAAUUUAUUCAUUUUUGGACUCAUUUGUUUGCAUUUUUGACAUUUGAUACUAGAAAACAGAAGCUGAACAUCUUGAAAUGGCAAUUUAAGCCCUGAGUUUGAAACUUUGUGAAGUUACACUGUGGAUCUGUAUUGAACAGGUAGUAAACAACAUCAUUAAACUGCCCUACAAAGCCAAAACGCAGUAACUACAUAUUUGGUCAAAUUGACCAAAUAUGGGAUGCAACUUUUUGACAUCUAACCUUACAAUAGAAAUAACAAUAUUAUACAACUGAAUGGAUAUUUUUUGGGAAAACAGCAUGAAAAGGUCAUAAGAACUAGAAAACAGGUAAAAACCAAACUGCAGCGACUGCACUGCAGCUAGUUAAGGCUAGCUACUAAGAUAGCCUUAGCCAAAGUGAAUUCACCCACUUAUUGUGUUUCCUGUGAUUGAAAAGUCUAUUUUUGGCUGCUCUUACAUCUCAGUAAUUGAGUUUGUUACACCACAUAAAUUAGACAACAGCUCGAUCAUUAAAUUAUAAUGGAGAGUAAAGUAGCUAGUCCUGCUAAACGCUAACUAGCCUAGCUAACAGAGUAGCAGUAAAUGUGAUCUGUGGAGCCUCUGACUCUGGUGGAAUUCAGGUGUUUCACAGAUAAAUCACAUAUUUUUGUACUGAAUUACAGUUCAUUAGUUUAAGUGGAGUGCUGAAGAAGAAACAAGAACAUAUUUUGUUUGUUUGCUUUCCUGCAGCCUUUAGAUUGUCCAAACAUAGAGUGUAGCAUCUAAAUGUUUUUUAGGUUUUAUGUAAGGUCUGUGACAAUGUUUACUAAUCUGCAAAAAAGGCAUAAAGUUAAGUUUUUACAGCUUCAGCCUUCAAACUUCAAACCCCUUUUUCUCUCUUCUUAACUUCACUAGCUAGGUUUCCAUCCAAAUGUAACGCAAACUAACAGAAUAUCCAGAAAAAUCCUUAAAUGAGCGCCAGUCAAACCUCAAACGGUGAAAAACAAUGUAGAAAACGUGAUGGAAAUAUAGCAUUUAUGUUAGAUUCGUGUAUUAAUUUGAGGAACGUUACAGUCUCCUCAUCGCUCCACACAGAGCUGAUGUUUUCGUCUCUUCAGUGGAAGCUUCAGUGACAUUAAAGUCACGUUUCAUGUACGUCAUGAUUUAUCCGCUUUGUCUCAUUUUGCUUUUCUCGACAAACCAAGCGUAAAAACAUUUGUUUGAUUUAUGCACAAAUUGAAAAACAGGUGGAUGGAAACCCAUUUACUGUUUCUGUAUUUACUGCUCUCUGGCUUUGUAAGGCAGUAUAGGCCUCCGUCUCCUGACUUGACGUCCGUACACAUUUGACGGCGCUUUAUCGUGACCCCUCCCUCCUGCCACCCCCUAUGUUUGCAUGGCAGCCUUUCCAGACAGCCAAUUUACUCUCUCAUGUCUGGCAGCGUACCAGCAUGUUUUUUCACACUUGGAUUCAUUAGGUGGAUAGCAAGAAAGUCGGGACAAGAGCUCCUUAUGAAAGGAAUUAGGCUCUGGUUAACAAUCCGCCUGUAUCAGCCAAUCCUAUUAGGAGCUGAAGGUCAGUUGAGACAAACAACCUCCUUACUAGUUAGGAUAAUAUGGGCUUGGCACAGUGAAGGAUACUCUGGAUAGCUUGUAUGCUAACUCUAACUUCAAAUCCAGUCUCACUUUUUAAAAAUCAUUUUUGUUUAAUAAUAAACAUUCUGAGGCACGCCAAGUGAUAAAGCACGCAUCAGUGGGAAAGAUUAGAGGAAAUACUGAGUGUUUUGAGCAUGUACACAACAGUGUGUAUUUAUUGAAAACAUUGGCCUUCUUCCACAUACAUGGAUGGGUAAUCAACGACAAGGAUAGAAGAAAACUACAACUCCUGUGCUUACUUUGAUUACAUAGCUUUUUGUGUAAUUUGUUAGCAGGUUUUUAAAAUCGUUAUUUUAACUUAAAGGUACCCUGUGGAGUUUUCUGGUGCUUUGUGUGUAUCCUUGAGGCCUACGAACGUGUUGAAUGCAUGUCCUAAAAGAUUUGCAAAACCGACUUUUAAGGGACUGUACCGUAAAAUUACUUGGGUGGGGGAGGGGUCAGAAAAGGGGGAGGGUAGGGUCGAGUGUCUUACUAUUUACUUGUCCUUAGUUUAGAUUUUAUUUCAGCCUAACUUUGCAAUGUAGUUAAUAGUUAUAAUUUUCCUCCAGUCCCUAAAGAAUUUUGAAACCUGCAUUGUUUACAUUCAUGUUUGCUAGCUAGCUAGUCUUUCUCUUCCCUGCCUUUUCUUGGCAAAUUGCUACAUUUCAUGGUGUGUGACUGCCUCCGUCUGUCAAUCAGUGGAAUAGCCUGAAAAUGGUGGCAAGAAAGUGUAUUGCAUCACUGGUGCGUGUGCCUGUUAGUCCUUGUGCGUGUGCAUGAGAUACAAACACAUCGGGGACCUGCAUGACAAACUGUUGCUCCAUAGCGCUGCUAGUGGUAAACAAAACUCCACAGGGUACCUUUAAAUAUGUUUUACUUGUUUUUUCUUAUGUAUAAUUAAAAUAAUAUUUUACUUUGCUAUUUUUAAAUCUCAUCUACUAACUAAAGCAGGUUGUGUAGUUGCUCUAAGUCACUCUAAUUCUGCCACUUGUGUAGCCAGUAAGAGGAAAAAACUGCGACAUAGCUAGGCAUUAUUUUGUAAUGUUUAAAGUAUCGCUUGGAAAAGAUGUGUGUACAUGUCAAUUUCCUACCUUUUAUUUUAGUCUGAGUGUAAUUUCACCUCUACUUAAAUAAACCCUCAGAAGUGAAUGUCUUCCUGAGUAGGACAUGUUAGUCCACCAUAAUCACCAAGCAAAGUCGCUACCAAACCACAAAAAGCAAUCAUCUACAUAGCACAAAUGUGAGUGACAUUAAACAGUUAAAAACAUUGUUUGCACCCCAUAAAGUUGAGGUUGUAUUUUACUUUAUGCUUCAUUGUGAUGCUUUCUCUGUGCUUUUAUGUCUGAUUUUAAUUCCGUGUUUUUAUUCAUUCAAGUAGAUCCUUGUAAUAAACUUGUGACGCUGUAUUUUA